Necator americanus (New World hookworm) is the source of this 2796-nucleotide messenger RNA. RefSeq lists its product as uncharacterized. The record is from RefSeq and is a predicted model, not a curated record. Gene Ontology annotation, biological process: chemical synaptic transmission; nervous system process; monoatomic ion transmembrane transport. Bases 1 to 2796 code for a protein of 931 amino acids. Gene Ontology annotation, molecular function: transmembrane signaling receptor activity; acetylcholine-gated monoatomic cation-selective channel activity. Gene Ontology annotation, cellular component: synapse; postsynaptic membrane; plasma membrane. The transcript has 19 exons. NCBI's taxonomy places the organism in Eukaryota, Metazoa, Nematoda, Chromadorea, Rhabditida, Ancylostomatidae.
AUGAUCGAAAUCUGGCAGCGACAGUGGAAGCCAAUGCAAUUAGCCUUUCUGGAAGUAGAAGCGGAACCGUCUCCUAACGCUAUCCGCGCUAUUGAAGUACAAGGAAAGUUCGUUCGUCUAAUUUAUGAUAUGAAGCAACAGACAAUUGCUGUGGUUCGAACACCAGUGGGAUAUAAAACCUCGUUUAUAGUGCUAUGUGGAGUAAGACAAGGGCGUCGACAGCACCCUUCAUGUUCAUCUUCGCUGCGGAGGACAGUUGAUCAGUGUUUUGCCAACGUUGCCUUAGAGCUUUUAGUGUGCCUCUUCACCAUUCUCGAGAACUCGUACGAUAUUGUCACACUUCCGGAAUGUACUAUGGAGCUCCUAUAUAUUGUCAACCUUGCAUGGAAACUAACUGCAGCCUUCGGAUUCUUUGUCAUGACAAGUGAAAGCGGAGCUGUCCUGAAUGGAGGUUUUUUUAUGCCUGCAAAACCAAGGAUGGAUGGACGUUGUGAUUGUUGCUUAAUUUUUGUCGCUGUUGGGAAACAACAAAAAAAUUUUCCGGCUUUGACUAAAUGGGAAUGCAUCGGUACACCAGCAAUACUAUUUAUUAUUAUUACGCCUACAGCAGGAAUAUUUGCCUUCAUUACUUCUCUUGAUCGGUUUUACUGUGCCAUGUUCCCUAUAAAAUAUAUUAAACUGAGAGUUCGCUAUGCAUUAAUUAUCAUGGUUGUUCCAUACAUUAUUGGUCUUAUUCCAGUAAUAAUUGCAAUUGUGGGCAGCUAUCCGUACAGAUUCAAAAAAGAACAACCAAUGACAUGCAACUUGAAUGAAGCUCUUACGAAGGCCAACUUUGCUAUGCUGCGUCUAAUUCGAGUGACUUUGACAUUAUCGUGUGUGUUUAUUUACGUACCGAUCACUAUAAAGAUGUAUAAGAACAUCCGUGCCCACUAUCAAAUUGCCAACUACAGUGAACGAAAUCAGAGGAAGCUUCUCAGAAUGACACUUACUAUUGCACUUAUAACAUCGAACACUAUUCUUAUGUUCACUGUGCCGGAUAUCAUUCUACUAAUAAAUCCUUCAUAUAGUAGCAAUAUAUUCUACAUGAUGAACUUGAACAAGGGCAUGAUAAACAUAAUAAUAUUUCUGACCACACAACGAACUCUACGAAAUAUAUUGCUUGGAAAACCUGAUGUUAGCCAGCAGCAAACGCUUAUAUUCCGUACUGUCUCCUUAUUUUUGAUGUACUUCAAUUCGUCUCACGUUAGCCUAGCAAGUCCUGACGAGUAUCGAUUACUAUCCGAUCUUCGGCACAACUAUGAUCCAUACGAACGUCCUGUCGCGAAUGCCUCCGAACCAUUAGUUGUUAGCGUGAAAAUCUAUUUACAACAAAUUUUAGAUGUUGAUGAAAAGAAUCAAGUAAUCACGCUUGUGGCAUGGGUUGAAUAUCAAUGGACGGAUUAUAAAUUAAAAUGGGAACCAUCCGAAUAUGGUGGUAUUAAGGAUAUACGAGUGCCUGGAAAUGCUAAUGCUAUAUGGAAACCUGAUGUCCUUUUGUAUAAUAGUGCAGAUGAAAAUUUCGACUCUACAUAUCCGGUUAACUACGUAGUCAGUCAUACAGGACAUGUGCUACAGGUCCCGCCUGGAAUUCUUAAACUUUCAUGCAAAAUCGACAUAACCUAUUUCCCAUUUGACGAUCAGAUGUGUCAUCUAAAGUUCGGUUCGUGGACCUACAGCGGCAACUUCAUUGAUUUACGCAUCAACGGGCCCGAGGGAAUGAACAUAUCGGAACAGGGAAUGGACAUAUCAUACUAUGUCGAGAAUGGAGAGUGGAAUUUAUUAGCGGUUCCAGCUCGUAACGAAACAAACGUUUUUGAUGAUCAACCAUAUCCAUCUCUGUACUUUUAUCUUGUAAUUCAACGAAGAACAUUAUAUUACGGAUUAAAUUUAAUAAUUCCUUCACUGCUCAUAUCACUUAUGACGGUAUUAGGAUUCACUCUACCACCAGAUGCUGGAGAAAAAAUCACUUUAGCUCUAUUCUUUGAAAAUGGAUUUAUACUUUUAGAAAUCACCAUUCUUCUCUCAGUUUGCUUCUUUCUUAGUAUGGUAGCAGACAUGACCCCACCAACCUCUGAAGCGGUUCCUCUUAUAGGUGCUUUUUUCUCGUGCUGCAUGUUAGUGGUGUCUGCAUCUGUCGUCUUUACUGUGCUCGUCCUGAAUUUGCACAACAGGAAACCAGAAACUCAUGAAAUGAGUCCAUUUUUGCGUGAAUGCCUACUGAUUUGGCUUCCAUGGAUUCUUAUGAUGCGUCGACCUGGCACAACUGUCUUUAAUAGAAGAGAGAUCAAGGCAAAAAAAGCUGAAGACAUGGCGAAGAAGACAGAGAUGCGAAAUGGACGAUCUUUGGAAGGUGUGAUGACAGCAACAGACAGUCUUUCUCUUAUUAGAAGUAUUCGUGCAAGUAAAAAUGACCAACAACAAAGCUUUGAAAUGGACCUCGUGCCAACUGGAAAUUCUCACGCGGAAUCGAAGUCGGUCAGCACAUCGUUGCCGAAUGCGUACAUUGGUAGACCACCCACGCAGAAAAAUCAUCCACCAACGUAUAAGGUGUGCAUUGCUUCCGAUUCGGAUCAGGAGCAACAAAAUUUUACGCAAUUUAUUUUAAGAAGGGACACUUGUGGAGGUGAACAAAUCCAUGCAGAAGGCAUGCCUCGAAUUGAAAACAAUAUCUGGACAAAUCAAAGUGAUGCGAAAAAGGAUGGAAGAAGACGAAAGGGUAAAGAGGAAUUGGUGUUCUUGGGAUUCUAUCUAUUCUAG